This is a messenger RNA of Dioscorea cayenensis subsp. rotundata (Guinea yam), 2927 nucleotides long. RefSeq names its product pentatricopeptide repeat-containing protein At3g62890-like. Gene Ontology annotation, molecular function: protein binding; RNA binding; zinc ion binding. Bases 82 to 2319 code for a protein of 745 amino acids. The record is from RefSeq and is a predicted model, not a curated record. The transcript is spliced from 4 exons. Gene Ontology annotation, biological process: RNA modification. Lineage: Eukaryota; Viridiplantae; Streptophyta; Magnoliopsida; Dioscoreales; Dioscoreaceae.
CCAACCAUCAACCUCUCCAUCCUCGAAACCCUCCUCCAUGGCUGCAACUCCUCCAAGCUUUUCCCUCAAAUCCACGCCCAAAUGCUCUCUACUGGCUUCCUCAACGACACCUUCGCCGCAAGCCGCCUCCUUUCCUUCUCCUCUGCCGCUCCAUUCCUCGAUCUCGACUACUCUCGCCGUCUUCUCUUCCAAAUUCACCACCCCAAUUGCUUCUCCUGGAACACCCUCAUGCGUGCUCAUUCUCGCCGGGAUUCCCCUCAAUGGGCGAUCUUGCUGUAUAGAUUGAUGUUGGCUAGUGAUUUGGUUCCGGAUAAUCACACUUUCCCGAUUCUUCUUCAGGCUUCGGCUCUUCGGCUUUGUGGAUUGGAAGGGAAGCAGGUGCAUGCUCAGGCUUGCAGGUUCGGUUUUGAUUCUGAUGUUUAUGUGGUGAAUACUUUGGUGAAUAUGUAUUCUGUUUGUGGUGAUUUGGGAUAUGCGCGCAAGGUGUUUGAUUUUAGUCCCGUGUUGGAUUCUGUGUCUUGGAAUUCGAUUCUUGCGGGUUAUGUUCAGGCUGGGUAUGUUGAGCUAGCGGUUGAGGUUUUUGAUCGAAUGCCUGAACGGAACACAAUUGCUGAGAAUUCUAUGAUUGUGUUGUUUGGGAGGUGUGGGAGGGUUCGUGAUGCUCGCAAGGUGUUUAAUGGAGUGCAUGUGAGGGAUAUUGUGACAUGGAGUGCCAUGGUCUCGUGUUAUGAGCAGAAUGAGAUGUAUCUGGAGGCGUUAGAGGUGUUUUCGGAUAUGCGUAGGGAAGGAGUUUGUGUUGAUGAGAUAUUGAUGGUCAGUGUACUUUCUGCUUGUGCUCGUCUUGGAAUUUUGGAAGGAGGAAAAUCACUUCAUGGAUUGAUUGUUAGAAUGGGGAUUGAUACUUAUGUUAAUCUUCAUAAUGCAUUGAUUCAUAUGUAUGCAAGCUGUGAGGAUAUUGGUUCAGCGGGGGGGUUAUUUGAUUCAGCUGGCAUUGCGGAUCAAAUAUCUUGGAAUUCUAUGAUAUCUGGUUAUGUGAAGUGUGGGCUUGUUGAGGAGGCGAGGAAGUUUUUUGAUGCCAUGCCCCAGAGAGACAUUGUCUCGUGGAGCACAAUGAUUUCUGGUUAUUCUCAGCAUGACCGGUUCUCAGAGACAUUGGAAUUAUUCAGCGAGAUGCAAAUGGAGUCAAUCAGGCCUGAUGAGACCACUUUGGUUGGUGUUAUUACGGCAUGCGCUCGUCUAUCUGCUUUAGAACAAGGGAAAUGGGUUCAUACUUAUAUAAGGAAGAAUAAUUUCAAUAUAAAUGUGUUUCUUGGUACUACUCUUGUUGAUAUGUACAUGAAAUGUGGGUGUGUGGAAACAGCCUUGACAGUUUUCAAUGAGAUGCAAGAAAGAGGUGUUUCUACAUGGAAUGCUGUUAUAUUGGGAUUGGCCAUGAAUGGGCUGGUUGAUGAGUCACUCCGAAAAUUCUCUGAGAUGGAAAAGUGUGGAGUGCUACCAAAUGAGAUAACUUUUGUGGGAGUUCUGGGGGCUUGCCGCCAAGCUGGAUUGGUAGAUGAGGGGCGUCACCACUUUAAUUCAAUGAAAGAAGUCUAUAAGAUAGUGCCAAAUGUGAAGCACUAUGGUUGCAUGGUUGACCUCCUUGGUCGGACAGGCUUGCUUAGAGAAGCAGAGGUACUCAUAGAAAGUAUGCCAAUGGUUCCCGAUGUAGCUACUUGGGGUGCUUUGCUUGGGGCCUGCAAGAAACAUGGUGACACUCAGAUGGGAGAGAGGCUUGGGAAGAAGCUCAUUGAGCUUGAGCCCCAGCAUGAUGGCUUCCAUGUGUUGCUAUCAAACUUGUAUGCAUCAAGGGGGAUGUGGAAUGGUGUUGUGGAGCUCAGAGGCUUAAUGAAGCAAAAAGGAGUUGUGAAAACACCGGGAUGUAGCAUGAUAGAAUCCAAAGGUGUUGUUCAUGAAUUUUUGGCAGGUGACAUAUCUCACCCUCAAAUUAAAGAGAUCAACAAAAUGCUUGAUGAGAUAAGUCAAAGGUUAAAAGUGGAAGGCUAUGAACCAGACACCGGUGAUGUUGCCUUUGACAUUGAAGAGGAGGAAAAGGAAACCUCUAUCUAUAGACAUAGUGAAAAGCUGGCAAUUGCUUUUGGGCUUAUCAGCACAUUACCACCAGAGCCUAUUCGAAUAAUGAAGAACUUGAGGAUAUGUGGUGAUUGUCAUGCUGCAGCAAAAAUCAUUUCCAGAGCUUUCAAACGUGAAAUCCUGAUUAGGGAUCGGAGACUCUUCCACCAUUUCAAAGAGGGUGUUUGCUCAUGUGCAGAUUAUUGGUAAACCAGUUAUACCACUGAGCAAGGUUGACUAUAAAUGUCAAGGAGAUGCUGGUGUAUGGGCCUCUUGGUGUUGACAAGACCAUUGGAGACAAGAGAUUGGUGCUUGGCAGAAUAGGAAGCAAGCCCAGAAGCUUGGAUCAAGCUUGCAGAAGAAACCAAAAGAAAUGUGAGAUUUAUUUGUGUUCCCAAGUGCGAGCAAAGUAUGUGAGGUGGUGAAAGUUGCUUUCCUAUGAUACUAAGGAUGGAAUUGAUUCUAUCAAACUCUGGUGAUGGAAUUGAUUCUAUCAAAUUCUGGUUGGAUUUCAGGGGCUUCAGCAUUUCAUAGCUUCAGUUUUGGUAGCUAUUUAUUGGGUAAACCAGUCUUGUUUUAAAUUUACCUUUUGCUACAAAUAUCUUUCUCUGGGUGGCAAUUGCUUGUGAUUUUGACAGAGCUUUUUACUUAAUGCUUGUAAAGUUGUAGUUUUAUCUUUUCGUGACAACUCACUUCAUUCUCUUUCUAUAAGAACAACUAUGAUAUGAGAAAUUGUACUAACUAUAAAAGAAGUAAGGCUGAAUACAUAUUGAUAAGAUGACCUUGAAGCCUAUUAUUUAGGUAUUGUGGUUAGUUAU